Messenger RNA from Mollisia scopiformis, 219 nucleotides. Its product is annotated as heat shock protein DnaJ. The annotation marks the transcript as partial. Lineage: Eukaryota; Fungi; Ascomycota; Leotiomycetes; Helotiales; Mollisiaceae. The transcript has a single exon. The record is from RefSeq and is a predicted model, not a curated record.
AUGAAUACAUCACUUUCGACGAAUCCGUACCUCGUUCUGGGGGUUAGCGCGCAUUCAAAGUUUCCAGAGAUCAGGACCGCACACCGAAAACUCGUUCUUAAACACCAUCCAGACAAGGUCCAGGAUCCGGCCUUGAAAGCUGCUAAACGAGAUGAAUUCUUCAGGAUUCAACAAGCCUACGAGAUUCUCAGCGAUGACUCGAAGCGACAGCGAUACGAC